Molecule: messenger RNA, 1665 nt
Organism: Penicillium angulare
Lineage: Eukaryota; Fungi; Ascomycota; Eurotiomycetes; Eurotiales; Aspergillaceae
Product: acetylcholinesterase
Exons: 2
Coding region: 1-1665 (554 amino acids)
Source: RefSeq, a predicted model, not a curated record
AUGUCGUUCCAAGUUCCUCAAAACAAGUGUUCCUUGGACGUGAAAGAUCUAGGCCGACUCGACGGCUGGCAUUAUGCAGAUGGAGUGCAGCAGUACUGCGGUAUUCCAUACGCAGAUCUCCAAAAACGCUGGACCCGAUCUGUAUUGAAGACAUCCUGGCCGAACGAAUAUCACGACGGCACGCAGUUGGGGAAUAAUUGUCCCCGGCCACGAGUCUCUGACAGUGAUUCAAACCCAACCAACCCUUUCAUUCCAGUUCCAGCAAAUCCAACUUUCACACGCCAGCCCGUUAGUGAUGAGCAGACCGCUUUGGUCCUGAAUGUCUCGACAGCGCAUAGUCUGGACAAGCAAAAUCAAAAGCUGCCCGUUGUUGUUUUUGUCCAUGGCGGGUCGCUUUUAUUUGGCAGCUCAAACUAUGGCAUUUACGAUACUCUGAAUCUGGCAUCACACAGCAAAUCUGUUGGACUUCCCCUUGUGAUUGUCAGCAUGAACUACAGACUGGGUCUGGGUGGAUUUCUUGCCUGCUCAAAGAUCGGAGAAGAACUCAAACAAGACGGGUUUACCGGUAAUGGAAACUUUGGCUUCACAGAUCAAGUGGUCGCUACGGAAUGGGUGCAGAAGUACAUUGCGAAUUUCGGCGGAGAUCCUGACAACGUAACUGUUGUGGGUCAGUCAGCUGGAGGUGUAUCGAUUGGACAUCAUCUGGCUUCGAAUCAUCCGAUGAAGUUCCAUCGUGCCGUGUGCAUGUCCGGCCUUGGGCUGUCACUGCGCGCGAUCACGUUAGAAGGACAUGAGAAACUGUUCGAUGAUUCGUGUCGCUAUUUCAAAAUCGACCCAUAUGCACCUGAUGCCUUAGAUCAACUACGUAAGGUUGACCAGCAAGUACUUGCGGACGCAGACCCUCAUAUUCAAGGCGUGCCAGCUGGUACAGGAAAUCCAUGUCUUGAUGGAUGGUUUUACGCACAUGACCCUCAACAAUUGACCGAAGCACCAGCGUGGCUGAAAUCUUUCAUGGUAGGUGAUGUACAUGAUGAAGGUGUCAUUUUCAUCAUGAAUCUUAUGAAAGACUCGUAUGGCUCUGUUCGAAACACGAUCAUGAAGCAAGUGGGAGACGAGAAGUUUGUAGAUGCUGUAUUCCAAGAAUACGAAAUCACUUCAGACCUGCCACAUAAAGAGCUCAUAGAGAGGGUUUGCUUUAUGGCUGCAGAUUGCGUGUUCAAAAAAGAGAACUACGAGACUGCGAUUGUGAACAAGCGUCUCCGGGACGAGGGUGCACUAUUCAAAUAUCAUUUCGACCAGCGCUCCCGCAUACACAAUGCCUUAUUCGGACGAGCAUACCAUGGAAUUGACAUUCUUUACCUGUUCAGAAAUUUUGACACCGCGUUCAAUGCCGAAGAACGAGUUCUAGCAGGUGAUCUUCAAACUGCCUGGAUUCGCUUUGCAUAUGGCGAAGAACCAUGGCAAAAAGACACUGAUGCCAGUUUGUGGAAGGUGUGGGGACCGGAUUCAAAACAAAAGGUUGAGACAGAAGCGCAAGAUGAUGCCGUGCGCCAUUACGAUCGAUUCAAGCGACUGGAAACACUUGGUGCUGGUGGACUGUGGGCGAAGUACUUCAAAGGAUUAGAUUCCUUGAUCAUGAAGCGGGAUAAUGAAGGGAAAUUUUAG